Copidosoma floridanum is the source of this 873-nucleotide messenger RNA. RefSeq names its product acylglycerol kinase-like protein Mulk (gene Mulk). Gene Ontology annotation, cellular component: mitochondrion; cytoplasm; membrane. The record is from RefSeq and is a predicted model, not a curated record. Gene Ontology annotation, biological process: sphingosine biosynthetic process; ceramide biosynthetic process; phosphorylation. NCBI's taxonomy places the organism in Eukaryota, Metazoa, Arthropoda, Insecta, Hymenoptera, Encyrtidae. Gene Ontology annotation, molecular function: ceramide kinase activity; acylglycerol kinase activity; ATP-dependent diacylglycerol kinase activity.
AUGAUUACAGGAAAACAAGGAACUCCAGAAGAAACACAAGAAUUCGCAGCAGUUCAGAUCACGCCAAUAGUACAACUCCAAGCAGAAAGGCGACUGCAACCCUCUAGACGAAGAGAGUCAGAAUUAUCUACAGAGCCAAUUUAUGCAGUUGGCACUGUAGAAUGGGGUGCCUGGAAAGAUGCUUAUGCAAGAAUGGACAAAUACUGGUAUUGGGGAUCACUCAGACGAUAUGCUACUUACAUAUUUAAUGGUUACAAAAAAGAUAUCAACUGGAGUUGCAGCGGUAUCAUACGCUAUUUAAAUCCUUGCUACGGGUGCUCUCGAUGUUACGUAGACAAUAAAGAAAUAAUCAGCUUAAAAAAACGAUGGUGGAAUAUGUUUGUUCCAAAAGUUAACACCUAUUUAGCUGAUCAAAAAGACGUUAAGUACAGCAACGUAAUUAAUGAGAAUUGUGGAAUAAUUCAUGAAGCUACUAUUUCUACUGUAGAGUUAAACAUUUCAACACGCAACAUUAACCUUUCAAAAGAUAUAUUGACACCUGCAGCAAAAAUUGAAUUUGGACCAGAAAACAUUGAUUAUUUUCAUUUUGUCAAAGAAGGUUGGCAAAGAGUAGAAGGUAAAAAAAAAUUAAUCUCAAACGCCUUAGAAGCAAAAGAAAUUGAAAUUUAUCCAACGAAAUUGGAUGACUCAGCUGUAAACGAGCGUUCUUUCUACAUAGAUAAUGAAGAAUUUGAAUUAAAUAUUAAUCAAUUUUUAUGUAAAGAGCUUCCAUAUGCUCUUAAAUUUAGUUUUUACCUUACACGAAUCUCGUGGGUUUUGGCUUCCAUCAAUGUUCCCUACGCUAAGUCAGGAAUUGGUGUAAUGAAUUCAUAA